Molecule: messenger RNA, 2506 nt
Organism: Chaetomium fimeti
Lineage: Eukaryota; Fungi; Ascomycota; Sordariomycetes; Sordariales; Chaetomiaceae
Product: kinase-like domain-containing protein
Exons: 3
Coding region: 158-2329 (723 amino acids)
Biological process (GO): protein phosphorylation; intracellular signal transduction
Cellular component (GO): cytoplasm
Molecular function (GO): ATP binding; protein serine/threonine kinase activity
Source: RefSeq, a predicted model, not a curated record
GGCGAGCGAGAUUCCUGUUCGCGGUGCCUUUGGACCGAGUGGACACCUGCCUUCCUGGCUCCCAACCUCGACAACCCGCCCUGGCUCUCUAGCGACUCCACACCCACAACCCGAGGUGGCAUUUUAGACAAGAGCUAGCUUGCGAUUCCCGGAAGCCAUGGCUCAAGCCUACGACGACGAGGAGUUGUCAAUCUCGUUGUCCCCAUCCCAGAUCCGGCGCAACAGGCGACCAGGCGAGGGCCACCAGGAACAAGCCAUUUCUCAACACCAACAACACCAUCGCCAACAUCACCACGACCAGGCGGUCCCGGGCUCCUCCAUCGACGCCGCCAUCAUGUCCUCAACAUCCGCCCCGCUCCGCGACAAGUCGCGCACCGAGCAGCGCAUCGGCGCCUACAACAUUGUCAAGACACUCGGCGAGGGGAGCUUCGGCAAGGUCAAGCUAGCCGUGCACCGCGGCACCGGCCAGCAGGUCGCCCUCAAGAUCAUUUCGCGGAAGAACCUCAUCAGCCGGGAUAUGCAGGGCCGUGUCGAGCGCGAAAUCGAAUACCUUCAAUUGCUCCGCCACCCACACAUCAUCAAGCUGUUCACCGUUAUCAAGACUCCGACCGAGAUUAUUAUGGUGCUCGAGUAUGCCGGUGGCGAGUUGUUUGACUACAUCGUCGCGCACGGCAAGAUGCAGGAGGAUGAGGCCCGCCGCUUUUUCCAGCAGAUGCUAUGCGCCGUCGAGUACUGCCACCGCCACAAGAUUGUCCACCGCGACCUCAAACCCGAGAACCUCUUGCUCGACGACAACCUCAAUGUGAAGAUUGCCGACUUUGGCCUGAGCAACAUCAUGACCGACGGCAACUUCCUCAAGACCAGCUGCGGGUCGCCGAACUACGCCGCACCCGAAGUCAUCGGCGGCAAGCUGUAUGCCGGGCCCGAGGUGGACGUCUGGAGUUGUGGCGUCAUCCUCUACGUUCUGCUCGUCGGCCGCCUCCCGUUCGACCACGAGCACAUCCCCACCCUAUUUGCCAAGAUUGCCCGGGGCAGCUACAUGGUACCGACCUGGAUGAGCCCCGGCGCGGCGAACCUCAUCAAGAAGAUGCUUGUUGUGAACCCAGUCCAGCGUGCCACUAUCGAGGACAUCCGCCAGGACCCGUGGUUUCUCAAAGAUUUGCCCCCAUACCUCCACCCUCCCGUCGAAGAGUUCCUCAACACGGGCGUCGACCCGAACAAAGCCAUCAAGGUGAGCGACAUUGCCCCCAACGCGCCACCAAAGGAGCAAGAGAAGCUGCACAACGAAGUCACGGACAAGAUUAGCAAGACUAUGGGGUACGGGAGGCGGGACGUCGAAGAGGCACUCGAGGCCGACGAGCCGUCUGCCAUCAAGGAUGCCUACAUGAUUGUGCGGGAGAACAAGAUGAUGCAGAGCAACCAACUCUCUGGUCUCGGCGUUGAAGAUGCGACUCCAAGUCCGUUAUUGGAUCCGACCAUGUCGUCAGCCCGGUCCGUUACUUCCACGAGCACGGGGACGUCCGCAAGACCUCCAUACGUGAGCAAAGUGGGCAUCCUUCCGAGUAGCUUGACGGUGUACCACAAAGUGUUUAUGGACCGCGAGAGGGCGCGGGCCGAGGGCAUCGAUGUCACAGACACCCCGUUUGCCGCGCCAGAUCCCGGCUCUCACCCGCGGAGUCAGGCUGAGCAGGAGGAGACACUUCGCCGUCUAAAGCCCCACGCUCGCAGUUUUGUUCCUCUAGACGACACGAGCCGCCCGCAAGGGCUUACCCCUGUGAAUCCGCCAAAGAAGAACAAACCCGUGAGGUGGCAGUUUGGCAUUCGCUCCAGGAACGCCCCCUGGGAGGCUCUGUUGUGCAUCUAUAAGGCGCUGAACAAGCUCGGGGCCUCGUGGAUGGUGGACGAGGACUAUGAUGCGGCCCACCAAGACGACGAGGGUGGCGAUUACAAUGGCGGUCGACACUCGCGCAAGCAGAGCUCGUCGUCAGGUGCCGACCCGAGGGAGCUGUACAAGCUCCCGGCCGACCCGUGGCAUAUUAAGAUUCGCUGGGCAACCGAUAAACUUCAAAAGCGCUCGGUUGCUUCAGGGCUCAGUGAGGCCGGUGCCAACUCUCAAGUUACCCGCGAGGGCCAAGACGUCCACGUAGUCGCUAUGCGCAUGGAGAUUCAGAUCUACGAAAUGGAACCCGGCGUCUUUCUCGUUGACUUCAAGGUUGACGGGUACGAAACGCCCGAGGGUAAACUCCUCGAGGACAAGGAAGUCGCGAGUCCGUUUCCGUUCCUCGAUAUGGCCGCUAGGCUUAUUAUGCAGCUGGCCGAUGCGGAUUAGGAAGACGAUCGGCCAGAACAUGAUUUGCGGUUUUUGAAUGGUUCGACGGGUUAGUCGAGGCGCCACGGUAAUUUUUGGGCCCGCGUGGCGUUAUCAGUCGGCGUCGUCUUCGUUGGCGAUCGUCCCUUUCCUGCCGCGGGUUGGUUGUUCACGCCACUGACGAGCGGGAUCAAGACC